AUGGAUACCUGCUUUGAUGAUGUCUGUCACAGUACAGACGAUAGCUUAGCACAGUUUCAUCGAGGUUGCAGGACGUAUUUCAUGGAUGCAUUUAAGUGGGUCGACGCGCAUCGGGAGAUCUUUCAUGUGGCUACACUUCCGGUCUCAAGUGUUCAUCCUACGGAUCCCGCUAUCCAACGACUCAUACUCAUUGGUCGACUAUCGGGGUUACGUGAAACCCUUGCCCAACUGAAUGCAUCUACAUCGUCCGAUGGACCGUAA
Molecule: messenger RNA, 261 nt
Organism: Protopolystoma xenopodis
Lineage: Eukaryota; Metazoa; Platyhelminthes; Monogenea; Polystomatidea; Polystomatidae
Source: the annotation of a GenBank genome assembly